UCUGGUUCCUCCUCAACAAUGAAGUUGACCCCAGAGUUGCUGGCGCAGGCCACCUCUACUAUGAAUCCUUUGAAGGAGAGACAGCUCGACUUGAGGGGAUACAAAAUUCCUGCCAUUGAAAACUUGGGUGUCACUCGGGAUCAACACGACGCGAUGGAUUUCACUGACAAUGCGAUCGUCGUCCUCGGGAAUAUGCCUCUCUUGAAGCGUCUCAACACCCUCCUACUCGCGAACAAUCAGCUGUCGCACAUUUCGCCGGCGAUUCACAUCUCCAUCCCUAACCUCACGACUCUCAAUCUCACGAAUAACCAGUUCACUGAGCUGGGCGACUUGGAGCCGUUGAAAGAACUACGGAACCUGAAGUACUUGUGUUUACUUGGGAACCCUGUACGGGAGAAAAAAUGGUAUCGCGAGUGGCUUGCCUGGAGAAUUCCUGGGCUGAGAGUUUUAGAUUUCCAGAGGAUUCGAGACAAGGAGCGCAAAACGGCCAAAUCGCUCUUCCUUACGGCGGACAACCUGCCUACCGCUCUGGCGACGACGCUGUCCACGACGGUGUCGACUCAAUCGACCAAAUCCGUCAUCACGACGGACGAACCGAAAAUCGCGUCCUUGACAGGAAAGGCGGGACGAUUGAUGUCAAAGGAGGAUGCGGAAAAGGUCAAGGCCGCCAUUGCCAAGGCCACGUCGAUGGAGGAGGUCAGGCGUUUGGAGCGAAGUCUGAGAGAAGGCUACAUGCCGGAAAUGGAGUCGGUAGGAGCAUGA
Messenger RNA from Mycena citricolor, 762 nucleotides. NCBI's taxonomy places the organism in Eukaryota, Fungi, Basidiomycota, Agaricomycetes, Agaricales, Mycenaceae. The record is from the annotation of a GenBank genome assembly.